This is a messenger RNA of Patiria miniata (bat star), 1392 nucleotides long. RefSeq lists its product as uncharacterized. Bases 160 to 1377 code for a protein of 405 amino acids. The record is from RefSeq and is a predicted model, not a curated record. The transcript is spliced from 8 exons. NCBI's taxonomy places the organism in Eukaryota, Metazoa, Echinodermata, Asteroidea, Valvatida, Asterinidae.
GGGCUCAAGUUAAUGCAUACAUUGUAUGCGAGGAAAACUGUCGAUCGGUGGCGCUUUUCAAGAUGGCUACUACGAGCUAAUCCGAGCAAAUCGUACGAAAUACAUCGACUUUUUUUCAACGUCCUAGUACAUCACUAGUAAGCUACAAGUACAGUGAAGAUGCCUAAAUAUCGGCCAAACGUUUUUAAGCACAAAGUCACUGUUCUCUCUCGGUCAUCAAAGGGAGGAAGAUUUAAGCGGAAGGAUGUACCCCUGAAGGACCUUUUUUCAUCAGGGCCCUCAGAUACCCAACAGAAGCCUCAGGAAAUCCAACAUGAAAUAAGUGUUGCUCCCUGUACCUCUUCCACCUUUUCUGUGAAUGUGGAGGAAGAGGCUGUUAACACGAGGAAAUAUGCUGCGAAGAAAAUAAAGCAGUGCAAUGCAUGGGUAGGCAAGAGGCUCUUAUUAGAGAAUGCCUUCUUUGAGAGCAGUGCUCCUCAUCUUCCAUGUUGCUCCUGUGGGACAGAUGAGGGAGACAGAGUACUGUGUCUUGACUGUGGCCCACAAGUCGUCCGCUGCAUUGACUGCACAAUGAGCUACCAUGAAGAUAGCAAUCAUCUCCACAAGCCGCAGUUGAUUUUGGAUGGAAUUUUGCAACCUUUUCCUCUCAAACCUUACCUGCGGAGAGUGGACCAUGACUGUGACAGUCGUUCCCGCAAGACAAUCCAGGUGUUUGAUGAAAAAGGACGACUUCACAACUGCUGGCUAGUUACAUGCUCAUGUGAGGAAGAAUGUGCUUCUUUAGUCCGGUUAAACUUAUGGCCAGCCUCACCAGACCAACCACGGGUAGCUUUUCACAUGGAUUUGAUGAACCUACUGCAUUUCCUCCUUCUAGAGGGGCAUAUGUCACUGAAAGGUGCAUGCCAAUCCUUGGGCUGUAGAAACGGACUUCCAUUGCAUGAGGUCAAUUUAUUGUAUCACAACUUGGUCAGUGAAUGCUUUGAGGAGUACCGGUAUUUUCGUUACCGGUGCCACAACCUAAAUGCAGUGCUGGAUGAAGACAUUAAGUGCCCAGCUUGUCCAAAGGAAAAUGGUGACUUGUUUGUUAGUCUAGACGCCAACUUCGGUCUUGUUAGGAAGCGAAGCUCAGGCGUGAGCUACACCGAUGCAAAACACAAGUCCCUCCUGUUUGCCCCGCAGGAGGACGUAGACCACUUUGUAAACGUGUACGAUGACCACAAUAUUUCUAAUGACUGCAGCAACUUCCAAGCCGGCGACGUUCUUCGUGCCAAAAACAAAACCAAAAAACUGGACACAACAGGUGUCUUUGGAGCGUCGUGUCGGCAUGGUUUUCCCCUGUCAUUUCUCAACCUGCGUCAUGGAGAACGGUAUGUGUAGAUUCAAAUAGCAACA